Kuraishia capsulata CBS 1993 is the source of this 1725-nucleotide messenger RNA. RefSeq lists its product as uncharacterized. Gene Ontology annotation, cellular component: cell tip; microtubule cytoskeleton. NCBI's taxonomy places the organism in Eukaryota, Fungi, Ascomycota, Pichiomycetes, Pichiales, Pichiaceae. The transcript has a single exon. The record is from RefSeq and is a predicted model, not a curated record. The coding region runs from base 1 to 1725 and encodes 574 amino acids. Gene Ontology annotation, biological process: establishment or maintenance of actin cytoskeleton polarity. Gene Ontology annotation, molecular function: protein binding.
AUGGACGAAACAAGGUGGUUGUCUCCAGGUCGCCGUGAGUUUUCGUCUGAUUCAGACAGGUAUUCGACUACGUCGUCAGUUGUGGUGAACAAAACGAAAGAGGGCAUUGAGCCAGUGCUCCUCAAGGGCUCUGUGAAGACAUUGGAUGUGGACAAGCUGUUGGAGGAUGCUGCACUGCGACAUGAUAAUAGGAGUUCUGAUGAAGACGAGGAUGUGAAUGACGAUUUUCAGGAGGAGUCUGCCCUGGACUCAUUUCUCAGCAGUAUGGGACCAUCUCCACCUUCAUCUCCACCGAGAAAUUUGGAUCCGGGGAAGCUUUACGCGCUGUUGAACUUCAGCGGACCUGAUGCAGGCCAUAUCGAAUUGACAAAGGAUGACCCUGUUGAACUGCUGAAUGAUGAAGACAGCUAUUGGUGGCUAGUUCGGAAGUUGAAUUCAAACGAGAGCCAGGACGAUGUGAUUGGCUUUGCCCCAGCAGAGAUACUGGAGACUUAUGAAGAGAGGCUGGCUAGAUUGAAUUGCUGGAAGAACGAGAAUUUGGAAAGAAAUUUGAAAGAGAAUCCGAGCUUUCCGAUUGAAAAGGAGGAGGGCGAGCCUGAUGUUGCUCCUGAGCCAAUUACGCCCAGUGGGUCCAUCAAGCGAAAGAGUUCUUUGCGCAAAUCCCGCCGGAGCUUACUCAACUCGACUCCGAAGAAUGUGUCUUUCGCCGAAAAAUUCGAAACAGAAGAUGAAAAGAGCGAAGUAUUUAGCGAAGCGUAUUCAGAUUGUGUUCCUCUCCAAAUACAGAAGAGAGGCAAACGUUUGGGAUUCAAAAACAUGGAGAAUUUCACCGAAGAAGAUGACGAUGACGAUGAUUAUGAGCCUGAGGUGAGUCGACUGAGUCAGUAUAGUCAUGAGGACAAUGAUGAGACCAUUGUAGCUACUUCUGAUCAGGAGAGGGAUGACAUUCCAUCUGACAUGCAUUUUACAGAAGACGAGGAUGAAGACGAAGACCAGGGGAACAUCGAUCAGUACGAGGCCCCCCGUAUUUUCAGGGCAAGAAAGGCGUGGGAUUUGAAUAGAAGGCCAUCUGUCGGUUCAUUGGAAUCCGAUGCCUCGGAUUUGGUUCCUAGGUUUGAGAAAUCGUCGAUAUUCAUGGCCCCAAAUGCAAGGUUCAAAACUGCUACGCAGGAGUCAAUAGGCUCCUAUUCCCCAGACUCUAGUGAAUGUUCGCCAGAAACAACACCGCCAAUGAAUACGUUCCAAACGAGGCAGAUGAAGUCAAUGCGGAUCAAGGAAGAUAAGCUGCGCGAUAUCCAGAAACGAGCUCAGAUACCGUUAUCUGGAAGAACGCUUGAUAUCGCUUCUACUUUCGGAGAAACUUCUAUUGUGACAACGCCCUGCUCAGAUGAGGAUGACACUAAUGAUUCAGAUGCGAAGGAAUGUUCCAUCAUCUCGAAUACUGCAUCGUCAUCUUCGUCACUGCCCAUGAAUAGCUCUACUCCGGCCACAAGUUCCUCGUUUGUGACUCCUUCAGUGGACGAUUACGCCAAGCCAGAACCCAUUAGAGAAGGAGAUAUUAUCCCCAAGGAGUAUACCUCUUCUUCAGGAGAGAGUGAAACGACUCUUCCUUGCAUCAAGCAGUCCCAACCUGACUCGCUACAUCCUACUACUGCUCGCAUCUUCAACCCGGUUUUCUCCCAGCUGGAUGAGCUGGAGAAGAUGUUGCGGGAAUUGCUUGAAUGA